Molecule: messenger RNA, 6897 nt
Organism: Pseudophryne corroboree (corroboree frog)
Lineage: Eukaryota; Metazoa; Chordata; Amphibia; Anura; Myobatrachidae
Gene: NFE2L3
Product: NFE2 like bZIP transcription factor 3
Exons: 5
Coding region: 1-2115 (704 amino acids)
Biological process (GO): regulation of transcription by RNA polymerase II
Cellular component (GO): nucleus
Molecular function (GO): RNA polymerase II cis-regulatory region sequence-specific DNA binding; DNA-binding transcription factor activity, RNA polymerase II-specific
Source: RefSeq, a predicted model, not a curated record
AUGAAGGAGCUGAAGGGCUAUCUGACAGAAGGUCUGCUGCAGGUCACCAUCCUCUUGAGCCUGGUCGGGGUAAGGGUGGAUUUCGACUCGUACCUGCCCCCCAUCCGGGAGAUCAUCCUGGGGAGCAGCUCUGCCUAUUCCCAGAUCCCCUUCCACAGCUUGCGGGACACUUGGGAAGGCUCCAGCCUGCACCCUAAGAGCCCGGACCUGGACUCCUUCUUCACUGCCCGGAGGCUGCUGGACGAGGUGAGGGCGCUGGGGGACACCCGCAUCCCCAGGACUGAGGUCAGCGCCUGGCUGGUGCAUGAAGUGCCCGGGGAUGCUGCGGAGAUUGGCUCGGUCAGUGCGCUGCACAGUGAGGAGGAGAGCGGCGGCACAGACACCCCCAGUAACAAUGCAGGCCCCAGCCAGCCACCUGCAGCAAGGAGCAGCAGCCUGCAGCCUAGGAGUCCUACCCCUCCACAGCCACACAUUGGCACAGGGGCUGCCCCCAGCCCUGGAGACUAUACCAAAGAGAAACAAGAAAACAAGCUGGGAUACAGUGCAGACUCCUAUGAUUACAACAACAUUCAGAAUGAAAAUGUGAAAGCUGGAGUAGAUGAGGAGUUAACGCUGCAACAUACAGAAGACCAUACUAGUGACACUAGAAGUACAGACUCGGCUGACAGUAACCACAUAGGAACAGAGAUUGACAGGAACACAUCGGAGCCUUCCCUCUUCUUUGAAGAAUUUAUACAGCUGCUAGCACAGACAGAAAAUGCACUCGAGGGUACAAGUGAAAAUGCUCUUCAUAGUGAUCAACCCUCCUCCAGACCAGGAAACCCAGUGGGAGAGUUGUGGCAAGAUUUCCUUUCUCUGCCUGAUUUGAAUAUUACACUGGAAGACAUCCAGUCCAUUUCCAAUAACCACAAUGCCAUCAGCCCUUCAGCACCUUAUAAUGUGGAUUUUACCGAUGCAAUAAGCCAAGACGUAUGUCUGCAGGAAGCCAUAUUUGCAUCUAGCGACAUUGCCAGGUCUAGUGAGGAUUUGACCAAUAGACCAGAUAAUUUAAUGCAUUCAAGCACUCUACCUGGAGGACCCCUAAGUACCACAAAUCUAACAGCCCUAUUCCCAACAACCGACAACAGUUCCAGAAACUUAACUAAUCAAGAUCUUCUUUCUGGUCUUGAUGAGAAUGUAUUUGAUGAAAUUAAUUUAAUGUCAUUAGCCCUGGAAGAAGGCUUUGAUCCACUGGAAGUCUCACAGUUAUUUGAAGAGCCGGACUCAGAUUCUGGACUUUCUUUGAAUUCAAGCCAUAGCCCAACAUCUGCAAGCAUAUCGGACUCGUCAUCUGUCACCUUUGGGGAGGAUGAAGGAGCAGCUGGAUACAGCAGCGACUCUGAAUCAGUCUCAUACGAUGGAUUGGAAGGAGCAGUUGGCGGAAGUUGCUCAGAAAUCAAUAAAUUUUGUCAGAUGGAUUAUCAGGACAAUACAAACUAUUGUGAUGAGGUGACUUUACACACCGUUCAUCAUAAUCAUACAUAUUAUCAGCUGUCUGAACAGUUGGAGCCCAGUCCUGAACAUCAUUACAGCUGGCCAACAAAAUCUAACAGAAUAAAAAGCCCAUGUGUUGGUGGAAUAGACAAAAGCCUCAGUCGAGACGAACGGCGGGCAAAAUCCCUAAGAAUUCCUUUCUCAGUGGACGAAAUUGUUAGCAUGCCUGUGGAGAUGUUUAACAAUAUGCUGUCCAAGCAUUACUUGACAGAGACCCAGGUGUCCGUUAUUCGAGACAUUCGGCGCAGGGGUAAAAACAAAGUUGCUGCUCAGAAUUGUCGUAAACGUAAGCUGGAUGUCAUUUUGAACCUGGAGGACAAUGUCAGUCAGCUGAAAGCACGGAAGGAAAAGCUGUUGAAAGAGCGGGCUCAGUGCAGCAAGUCCGUGAGCCACAUGAAACAGAAACUGAAUGACCUGUACCGAGAUGUGUUCAGCCGACUGCGAGACGAACAGGGCAGACCCGUCAAUCCAAGCCAGUACGCCUUGCACUGCAAUAGUGAUGGCAGCAUUAUGGUUGUCCCAAGGAGACUGUACAAAUCAGAGCAAAAGAAAGAGACACAGAAGGAAAAGAAACAAAAAUGAACCUUGACCUCCUUAAGUAAUGGUAAUGAAUAACUAAGGACUAGUGGCAGUGGUGCAAGGUGGAAUAAUAUAAUUUGUUAAACAUUUGACCAGAGCAUAGAAAUCAAAGUGGUGUUGUUUGUUCAGAUGUUGGCUAUACAUUAUUAAUGGUCCUCUAAAAACACAAAGAAGCUGCUUUUACCUUACUAUCCUGGCUAUAUACUUGUACAGACCUCCAUGUAUGCCAUAAAUUAAUAUCUGCUGUUCUACGUCAUGCAGCUUACUUAGUUACCUUCAUAUGUAUGAAUACAACAUAUGAUAGAAUCUAGAUGCAAAAAAUAGAAAACGUAAAAAAAUUGGGGGCCAAUUUUCUGGUAAAAUUGGAUAUUUUUUCAGGUUUGUUUUUGUUUUAGUUUUUUUUAAAUGAAAGCAUAUUGAGAAAAUGGACAUUUGGCAAAUCGAUGGAAGACCUUGCCACCGAAAAAGAACGUAAUUGUUAAAAUACAAAGUGACCUUAGAUUUAGUCUGUCGCACUGGAGCACAUUUUGCAAUUUGUAGCUUAAGAUGUUUUUCUUUUAUACUUUAGUUGAGUACAUUGUGGUGUAUUUUAUUUUUAUUUAUACAUGUGGUCUUUUUACUGAUCUAUAAAUUAUGGUUUGUACUUGUUCUAUCCAGACUUUUUGAAGAGGUCUUGGUGGCUGAUCACGAUUUAUUUUCAUAUAUUUAUGACUAUCAUUUUGGCAAGCUGGAGUUGCUGACUUUAUAUUAUCUUAUAUGUAAUUUCUCCAGUGUACAUGUUUUCAGACAGAGUAUUGUUUUUUUACCAUGGAGAUAUUUGCUAAAAAAAAAAAAAAAAAUGAGUUCAUUUACAAUAAUGUUAUUUUGCAUUUAUACUACAGGGAUAGAACACUUUUUUUUUCUCCUAGACAUCCAUUCAUAAUUUUUACGUUAUGUUUAAAUGGUAUGUCCCAGUUUGAACAAUCAACCAUAAUAUUGCCUACUUGCCCCACUGUAGUAAGUAGUGGUCCAGGCUGGCUGCUAACCUCCCCACACCUCAUAUUGCCUGAGGACUCUUUCCAAGAUUGUAAUAAGAAGUUUAAAUGACACUACAGCAAAUUGGUCUUAUUACAAGCGGCUCCCAGCUUAAGGUAAUGGAAAGAGUUAAACACAUUUUAUUAAGGGGCGUUCCAAAAAUGCACACUACUUUUUUAAGUGUGUUUUUUUGCCAUGUCAGAGACAUUUUGUUUUGUAACCUUAGUCUGCAAGUUAUCAUUUUUGUGAAGAGGCAUAUAUCACUGCAACAGUUUCAAUAUACUGUAUGCUUAUAGAAUAUAUAUAUUUAAAUCCUGUUUAAGCCAUUUAAAUGCGAGACAAUAAUAUCAAACAACACAAACUAUUUCAAUACUAAAGUAAUGCCUUGAUUUAUACAAGCAAACUAUCAACACCCACAUUUGAUUAAUGUUUAACAACAUUAAGGGGAAUUUCUAACUUAUAGAUAAUACAAUGUGUAGUAUUGUGGGCAUUGUUAUUAUUUGCCUAUAUCAGUUUAUAAUAUAACAAGCAUUGAAUUUAUACAAGCUGACUUUGUGAAACGUUGUCUUAUCGAGACGCAGUUAAAAUGCCGGCUGUCGGGAUCCCGGCGUUCAGGAUACAGACGCUGAAAUCCCGACAGCUGACAGACUGAAUCCCGGCGCACCGAGGCUAUUCCCACUCGUGGGUGCCCACCACACCUAUAGAGUGGAAAUAGAUCCUGUGGUGAGCUACUGAGGCCACAGUGUGGCGAGCGCAGCAGCCCUACAAGGGGACUCUUAGCGCUCGCCCCGUUGCCGGCAUUCUGGCGGAUGGGAUGCAGGAUAUUGACAGCCAGCAUCCCGCCCGCCGAUAUAACGUAUGUAACCCGUCUUAUCUCUCAACCUAUCCCAUUCUGCAGAGCUCUUUAAAAAAAGGUAUAAUGGUUCCCAGUCUGUGUAUUUCUGCAAUCCGCCUGUUUUGAACAGCAGUAGGCUUGUGUGUGCAGGAUUUGGGGAGGAGCAUGAGACAAAAUGGCAAUGACAUGUUGCUAAUAAAGACCAAGGAGAACAUGUAUUGUUUUGACAAUGCCAAAAGUAUUUCAAAAGUUUCAUGAUAGUUUGCUGUAGUCCGGCACAUCAUGCGUCUGUGUGUGACGAGAGAGUACUGCAGCUACUGGUAUACCAAAAAAUUCAACCUAUCAGCUGAUGGCUAUUGUGUGCUAAUAAUUUGCCAUCUGUAUACUCACAUCUAUACGUAAAUAUCUUAAACCAAAGUAUAAAUGUUUUAUGUGUUUGUGAAAGCUAAAAGUGCUCUUUCAUAUAGGAACUACAGUAUGUGUAGUUUAGCUACUGUUUUCCUAUUUAUGUGGCAUUCGCCCAGAGCUGUUUUAUAGCUUUAUAAUUUGACUCAUUUCAGAUUCAUGGUUACCAAUAUGUGUUCUGUUUAUUUGAUUGCGCAGUAUUUGUCUCCACCUGUUUUUUUACUUCAUUUCUGUAUGACUUAAAUUGAAACAAAAUAAAUGGGGAUUGGCAGACAGCUCUAAACUUGAUACUUUUUACCCAGUUUGCAGUUGUGCAACACUUUACACCUGUAUUGUUAAAUAGAUUAUUAAACUAAAUAAAACUUAAGGUGCCCAUACACUAGUGCAAUUUGGGCCCUUUUCAUCCGAUUCCGAUGCAUCGGGCCAAGAAAUCGGAUGAAAAGUGUCAAAUCGCAUGUGUGUUUACCUCCGAUUCCGAUCCGUGGUCCCGUGCGCAUUGGAUCAGAGAUGAUAAUCGCAAGGGCUGCACUAUAGAUUUAUCGGAACCAGCAGCCUUGGCUGGGAAGGACUGCGUACAAUGGGGGUCAUUCCGAGUUGAUCGGUAGCUGAAAAUGUUCGCUGCACAGCGAUGAUGCAAAAAAAUGCCACUUAUGCAUAUGCGGCGCAAUGCGCACGCGCGUCGUACUUUCACAGUGGCUGAUGUAGUUUCACACAAGGUCUAGCGAAGCUUUUCAGUCACACUAGUUGCCGCAGAGUGAUUGACAUGAAGUGGGCGUUUCUGGGUGUCAACUGACCGAUUUCAGGGAGUGAUCAGAAAAACGCAGGCGUUCCAGGAAAAACGCAGGCGUGGCUGGGCAAACAUAGGGCAUGUUUGUGACGUCAAAACAGGAACUGAACAGUCUGAAGUCAUCGCAAGCACUGAGUAGGUCUGAAGCUAAUCUGAAACUGCACAUUUUUUUUCGUAAUCGCUCUGCGUUCCUUUCGUUCGCACUUCUGCUAAGCUAAAAUACACUCCCAGUGGGCGGCGGCAUAGCGUUUGCACGGCUGCUAAAAACUGCUAGCGAGCAAUCAACUCGGAAUGACCCACCAUGUAUCGUUUGCCAUGCCGGCCGGGAAGCUGCCGGGCAGUUCAAGGGAGAUCGUAUGCGACUUCUCCCCUCGGAGAAGUCACAGUAGUGUAUGGGGACCUUAGACUCUUCCUCUAGGAUAAAGCUUUGUGGUUAUCUAGUAAUAAAAAAAUAAAGCAUACUCUUUAUAGGCUACGAAAAUAAAACCUAUGUAAUCCUGUACUGAGCUAGCCUUAAGGCAUGCUUAUAUAAAUAAGGAUUUGUCAGUGCAUGGUUUUGUGUGGUGGGACAAAUGUCUCUUUUACAUAUCAGUAAUUACAUAAUACUCACAAUUGAAAAGAACUAACCUAUAUAAUAACAUUUCAAGUCAGACAUAUUGUAGCCAGUAACUGACAGUGAUUAUCAAUAUGUACUCCUUACCUAGAAUGCCAAGGCUGCUUGGUAAUUUAGAUACAAUUAAUAGUACAAAAGGAAGUGAGUUAUUUUUUGUAGAAUAAGAGAAACAAGGAAUCUAGGGGUAGAUUUACUAAAAUGUCCAAGUAGCAAACGUGGUAGUGUUGCCUGUAGCAUCCAGUUACUUUCUAGCUCAUUUUCCAGAAUGUACUAGACGUUAUAGCUAUAGUCUGAUUGCUUGCUACAAGCAAUGUUUCUUUUUGGAAUAUUUAAUAAAUCUACCCUCUAAUACAGUGGUUCCCAAACUUUCUUGAAUCAUGGCACCCUAGAACCGGCUUUCCCAACCGCAGUCCUGAAGACACACUUAACACUGCAGGUUUUAGUGAUAUCCCUGCUUGAGCACAGGUGACUUAAUUAGUCAUUUUGAUUGAACUGUCUGUGCUGAAGCCUGGAUAUCACUAAAACCCGCAUUGUUAGUGUGCUUUGAGGACCAAUGUUUGGAAUGCCUGCCCUAGAGUAUCAGCAAUUUUAUCACGGUGCCCCUAGGAUAAAAGUUUUUAUUGAUAUAUUUGUAAAAAACACUAUUACAUUAAGUAAAUUGUGCCUACCAGUCAUCCUUAGGGUCAGUUAUGUGGUGGUGCACAGAAUUAUUCUUCUGAUUUUCACAUGCUUUAUGAUUGACAGCCACAUGCACUAGUUUUGCUUAUCACUUUGACCAUUAAUAAUUUGAUUCUGUCCUGGACCACCAACCCGAGGCACCUGUGCAAAAGCCUUGUGACAGCUGUGCCCCCCUGGGUGCCUAGGCAAACAGUUUGGGAACCACUGCUCUAAUCAUUAAAGUCAUAGUAGCAGAAAUGUGAUGUUGUCAAUUAAGCAUCAUGUUAAAUCCUGUUUAAACUGUGUACUGAUGUUCAGAUAGUGCCUCAAAUUUUUGUCCUAAAGCGGUUAUCCAUUUACUGACUGGCAACGCCAAAAUUUGUGUUUUUAUUUUGUUUGUUUUUUCUCUUUUUUUGUUGUUAUCCAAGCAUCAGAAAAGACUUACAACUUUACAGUGCAUCUGGAAAGUAUUCA